Molecule: messenger RNA, 898 nt
Organism: Harmonia axyridis
Lineage: Eukaryota; Metazoa; Arthropoda; Insecta; Coleoptera; Coccinellidae
Product: U3 small nucleolar ribonucleoprotein protein IMP3-like
Exons: 5
Coding region: 112-657 (181 amino acids)
Biological process (GO): rRNA processing
Cellular component (GO): small-subunit processome; small ribosomal subunit; Mpp10 complex
Molecular function (GO): snoRNA binding; rRNA binding; structural constituent of ribosome
Source: RefSeq, a predicted model, not a curated record
UUGACUUGGUUAGCCUUGGUUAUUCGGUUAUUCUGGCAAACUAAUUUGCAACAGAAGUUUAUACAUUCAUUUCCACUAUAUUUAGAAUUAUCCAAAAAUUAGUGAUUCAAAAUGGUUCGUAAACUAAAAUAUCAUGAGCAGAAACUUCUGAAGAAAGUCGAUUUUAUUGAUUGGUCAGUGGAUAAUAAUUUGCAUGAAGUGAAGAUACUAAAAAAAUAUUACAUACAGAAAAGAGAGGAUUAUACGACGUACAAUAAGCUGUCCAGAAAUAUUAGAGAUUUGGCCAGAAAAAUAAAGGAAAUGGACCCAAAAGAUCCUUUUCGUACGGAGUGCAGUUCCAGGCUGAUAGAAAAAUUGUAUGUAAUGGGACUCAUACCGACUAGAUGGGAUUUGAGCUUAGCAGAUAAGGUUACAGCAUCAUGUUUUUGUCGGAGAAGAUUGCCAGUUGUGAUGGUGAGAAAUAAAAUGUCCGAAUCAAUAAAAGGGGCAGUUAAAUUAAUUGAACAAGGGCAUGUGAGAAUUGGUCCAGAACUUGUUAAAGAUCCAGCCAUGUUGGUGAGUAGAACUUUGGAGGACUUUGUCACAUGGGUUGACGAAUCGAAGAUAAGAAAACAUAUUGAAGAGUACAACGGACUGAGGGACGAUUUUGUACUAUAAUAUGAAGUGUUGGCUUCGGAGAGGGUGUUAUGGCAUUUACUUCGGAUGAGGUGAACAGUGCUGAAAGAAUGAAGAAAAGAAUUAAUGAAGGAACAUUUCACUUAGAACUGGAAAUAUAUGACUUUUAAAUGUUUAUGCUUCAGGAAUUUUAAGAUCACAAACCAAAUGAGUAGGGUAUUUUGUGUUCAUUCUGAUGAUAGAUUGUUAAAAAAUAUUACUCUAAUAUAUUUUGUAUAUUGUU